Messenger RNA from Pteronotus mesoamericanus, 1158 nucleotides. RefSeq names its product cytochrome c oxidase subunit 7A-related protein, mitochondrial (gene COX7A2L). The record is from RefSeq and is a predicted model, not a curated record. The transcript is spliced from 3 exons. Gene Ontology annotation, biological process: mitochondrial respirasome assembly; mitochondrial electron transport, cytochrome c to oxygen; regulation of oxidative phosphorylation. The coding region runs from base 95 to 439 and encodes 114 amino acids. Lineage: Eukaryota; Metazoa; Chordata; Mammalia; Chiroptera; Mormoopidae.
UGGGUUGAGCCUUGGGGCCACCACAGGGAAGUCAGGGUCCUUUCUCGGGGCGGUCGCGCAGGCAGCGGCUGCGAGUAGCCGGACGCAAAGCAUCAUGUACUACAAGUUUAGUGGCUUCACGCAGAAGUUGGUGGGAGCAUGGGCUUCCGAAGCGUAUAGCCCGCAGGGAUUAAAGCCUGUGGUUUCCACAGAAGCACCGCCUAUCAUAUUUGCCACACCAACUAAACUGACUUCCGAUUAUACUGUAUAUGAUUAUGCUGGGAAAAACAAAGUUCCAGAACUGCAGAAGUUUUUCCAGAAAUUGGACGGUGUGCCCAUCCACCUGAAACGAGGCCUGCCUGACCAAACGCUCUACCGGACCACCGUGGCGCUGACAGUGGGGGGGACCAUCUACUGCCUGAUCGCCCUCUACCUGGCUUCACGGCCCAGAAACAAAUGAGUUAGGUUGCAAAGGACUGGUUUGCUUUUUGGCAUAAACGCUUUGAAUUUGUAUUGUUUCUGUAAAUAAUGACCUUAACAUUUCUGCAAGAAAAAAAACCAGAAUGGUAAUAAGACAGUAUAUUGGUUUGUUUAUGAAAUGCACAUGGCCUGUCAGUGCUCAUACAACAGUUAAAAGUGUUGCUCAAAGAAACGCUGCUGCUCUUUGCGUCUGGGCCCUUGGCUUCCCUGGAGGCUUGGGGCGAAGGCUGCAGACAGGCUCAUUAACGGCAGUCUGGGCUGAGGUCCGCACGGCGUAUCCCGGUGGCCUUUUGGAGCACGGGGUGCGGAAGCCCCUGAUUUGGAUGUGUCUGAGGAAGGAAGACAAAAGAAAGCCAGGGCCAGGUGCGUCAAAUAUAAGGGGUUUGAAUUCGUAGCUACCUUGGGGAUUUUCCAUCUUGCAGUAAAAUGUUAAUAGAAAUUAUUUGCAGCAUGCCUCUGUUCAUCGGGCAGUUCAUUUCAAAGGGUUAUUUGCCUCAUCUCAGAUCUUUAAUAUAUUUUAUGUGUAAUUAUUAUGUAUUUAUUCCACCAUGGGAACAGAACACUUGUUUAGUGUUGCAUUUUAGACCAAUGUCUGUUUUAUUAAUGAAGCUGUGACGCAGUCUCUUUUACCUUUUAAAAAUGUUAUGACUUUUAAAUCAUGAUUUAUUUUGAUUGUGGAAUAAAUACAUGAAUGAAAAA